CCAACUUUUUACCGAAAUACUUUAUUGAUUGUAUUGACCGUUGCUCAUGGUCGUCAGCUAAUCUGUUCGCAGAUAGUCGUAGUAAUCCAUCUUAGUUAAAUUGUCUGAAUUCAUAUUCAGAUGUGUUUAUCAUCUUCCGGAUGGAAAUCCUAAAUGGAAUAUUAUUUUAUUUAAUCAACAUUUAAUUAGCAUUCCUAUGUUGUUUUUAUAGUAUGCGGAAUAUUUAAUACAAGUUCAAGCUGGGGAAUUAUACACUUGUAAAUGGAAAGAACCUAUUCAUGUUAUUGCUAUCAUUAUCGCUAUCACUAUCACUAUCAUCAUCAUUAUUAUUGCAAUUUUUUUUCAACGGUUUGGAAGUCAUUAAUCGGAUUUAAUGUUUCUAUCUAAUUAUAAUUUUACAAAAUCAUUUUUGUGGGAAUGGCGUAAUCAUCAACGGAAUAAUGUACCGGUCAAUUCAAGGAAAUACUAUUUGUAUACAUUUAUCUUAUUCACUUUAGUACUUUUGACUAGUUUUUCUUUGAUAACCUAUACACAAUCUGUUACACCGAAAGAGAAUUCUUCAGGUGAAUGGAAUAAUUACAACUUUGAUUCAUGUUCUUCUGAAUUAUGUAAAAUAAGUAGAGUGAAUCAAUCUGUACAUUCUGAAUCAAAUCAGAACAACGAUGAUGUCGUAGUAUAUGAUGAAGUUACUAGUACACCUUAUUAUAAACAUAUCCCUACAAAUUAUACUGCUCCACCAUUACUCAGGAAUAAACGGCUAAGUGAUACACAUUCACCGCCUCAUAUUAUACCAGAUUUACCAAGUUUACUACAAUUUUUUGAUCGUACUGGCCUUCAAGUGUUGUGUCGGGCUGCAGGUAAUCCAACACCACAAAUUCGAUGGUUUUCAUUGCCAACAAAUGGUCGACCGACUACAGCUAGUUUAGAUAGUUUAUUUUCGAGUAAUUCAGGAGGCGGUGGCGGUGGUGGUUCAUCCUCGUCAUCGUCUUCAACAUCUUCAGGAUAUGCAGAUCAUAGGACAAUUGAUUUUCAAAAUGAUGAAAAUUAUAUCAGUGAACUUGGAUUCAGUAGUCGUGUCAGGGAAACUCCUCAAGCUGAUCAGGCUGUGUCUUCAUCAGGUCAACAAGUCAAUGGAAAUACUGGUGUCAGCAAUGGUGUUAGCAAUACUAAUACAAAUAAUAAUAAUAACAACGAUAAUAUAAAACAGAAUUCAAACAGUCAAGUUGUUGUCGGUAAUGGUUGGCUAAAUUUCACGGCUACACGUUCCUCGACAAUGCGAAUGGUAUUUUUUUGUCAAGCUGAAAAUUAUCUUGGUCAAGCCAGAUCACGUAAAAUGGUUGUUCAUCAAGUUCCUAUGCCAGAUGAAAAUUUGAAGAUUAUCUAUAACACUUUCCCGAUUAAACCAAGACAAAAAGCUGUGGUUAGUUGUCAACCUGAACAGGGGAUAUUUAAUCGUUUCUUGAAAGUGAAAUACUGGGAAGUGUAUUUAAAUGGUACACUGACAUCAACAAUUGCUCAGUCAUAUGGUCGUUUCAGUAUGAUUAAUGUCACGAAACAUCCAGAAUUACAUAUCAGAUCAGUCACUGAAGCCGAGUUGUCAUCAAUGGAAGUUAGAUGUGUCCUUCAGUCGAUUGUAGAUGAAUCUGUCACAGUGGAACGACCUGAACGUGGACGGCUACAACGAUUACAAUUUCGUUUCUCUUAUGCUGAACUACGAGCUGUUGGUAGUGAAAUUAAUAUUUUACGAGGUAGUACAGUUGAAUUACCAUGGGCUGUAGAAGGUGAAGGACGUACACAAGUCGAUUGGUAUUAUUUAAAUGAUGCUAGUCGUGUACGCCAAGCAAUAGCACUGGACUCUUCUACAAGUGUCCAGUCAAAUCAAGAUGCAAAUCGACGUCGUAGUUCAAAUGAGCUACCUUGGGGUACAAAAUAUGAAUUAGUUGAUGGUACAUACGGGAAUUUACGAUUGAUUAAUUUAUCCGUAACGGAUUCUGGUCAUUAUAUUGCUGAGUCAGCACAUUUAGGUCGAUCAUUACGAAUUAAGUAUACUAUACGUGUUCGAGCACCUCUGGGUGUCAAGAUAACACCAAGUCGUAGAACUGUUGAUUGGGGUAGUCGAGUUGAAUUAACCUGUGAGGUGACUGGACAUCCACGUCAAUUAGUCUACUGGCUGCACAAUUCACGUCUAGUACCAAGACGUCAUCAUGUGCGUCAUAUACCAGCAGCAUCAAUGAAUUCUGGUUAUUCUGGUAUGGAUAAUAAUGGUCGAUCGAAUUCAAUUGCUGAACGACUGAUUAUCGAAGCAUUUAGUCUUGAUGAUAUUGGUGUAUAUCAGUGUAUUGCUGAAAAUGGUCAUCCAGCGGAUCGAUUAAGUCUAAGCAUGAAUACACAUCAAUCGUCGUCGUCUGAUUCAAUGUUCUCAUCAUAUCACAGCAGCAGUUCAUUGCCUACAUCAAAUUCAUCAUCAUUUCCAUAUUCUUCGUCGUCUUUGUCUGGUUCACCAUUAAUGGCGACAACAACAACAUCAACACUUAGUACACAAAAUGAAAAUGAGUUAACUGGUCAGGCUAAUUCAUUUUCAAGCCUUGAAAGUGUUGGCGACCUGGUCGACAAUGCUCAAGCUACCGCGCUUCUAAUGAUGGGUAAAAUGCGUCCAUCGUUAACAUGGCAAAAUCCAGCUGUUGAAUUGGGAUCAUUCGCUGCACAAGUACUCUUAUCUCUACAUAUGGGUUCAACAGACGCACUGUUAGAGUGUCGAUUUGCUGCCAACCCGCCACCGAAUAUUGUAUGGUAUCGAGAUGAUCAACCGAUAUCUUUAGACGACUCUGGUGUUCUCUCUGCUCAAGUUAUGUCUGAUGAGGGUACGGCGUGUACAACGAUUACUCGCCUCACAAUUAAUAUUCGUAAGUUGCAAAAUUUAGAUGAUAUGUGGACAUUCGGUGGAGAAUAUCGUGCAGUAGCUGAAAAUGCAUACGGUCAAGCAGAUUGUCGUACUUACGUGUUAAUGGAUACACCACUUCGAUUAAGACCAAUUGAUAUUGGUAAACCGGCUAUAGCUGGUCGAGCGUAUACUCUGAAAUGUUAUUUUAUUGGUAGUGGAAUACCAACGCUUCAAUGGCAUCGUAUAAAAAAUGGUCGUGAUGUUCGUCGUAUACCUGUCGACCAUCGACAUCAGCUGCUGGAGAAUGCUCGUGUACUACGGAUAACAGAAGUUAACCAAGAAGAAGAUGAAGCGAAUUAUCGAUGUACUGCUACUCUGGGAGAUAUGAUAGCUAAUAUGACUGUAUCACUGAAAGUAUCGCAUGCACCUCGUCUGUUUGAAUUACCACAAACACGACAAGUGAAAGAUGGACGUGAUAUGUUAUCCUAUAGUUGUGCUUUACAGAAUAGAGCUGAUAAACCAUGGUAUGCAUGGUGGGAAUUUCAACGUGAAGGGACGAAUGCAAUUGUACCGUUACCACCGUUUAAAAAAAGCGCCUAUGAUGGUUUUUCAGUUUCUUAUGUUGUCUCAGAGAAUGAAGCUACACCAUGGCGUCUUCCAGAUAGUUUACGUGAACGUGUACCAUCAUUUGUGCAUACUGAACCGAAUUCAGCUGUCCACGUGAGUGUCAAUGAAUUACGCAAAGAUCAACAUCAUGGGAAUUUAACAUGUGUAGUUGUUAAUGAAGUUGGCAUAGACAGACAAUCGAUACGUGUAACUUUUAUACCUGAAUUGGAAUUUGCAAUCAGGCCACCGAAUAAUCAGGAUGUUACUCUUGGCCAAACUAUUUCAAUUGAUUGUGCUGCUAAACCAUCAGAUCUACAACCUGUGGUUGAAUGGAAAUAUUUACAAAAAACCACUGGGUCAUAUGUCAGUGUGACUCAGUUAUCUGAAGCUACAAAUGGUCGUAUUGGUCAAUUAGCCAAUGGUACUUUAUUAUUAUCCAGUGUUGAUGAAUCAGAUCCACGGGAAUUUUUGUGUUUUUUAAAGCCAGGACGUUUAUCAACUGCAGCACAACGUAGUUCAGCUGUCAACCUUGAAGUACACGUACCAGCACGUAUUGAUCCAUUAGAAGGUGUUGAAAAAGUUCGUGGUUCACGAUUCAAUCUCACCUGUAGUGUAUAUGGUGAUCCAGAUGACUUGAAAGCUUCAUGGUAUUAUCGUUUAUCGCCGAAAUCACGUUGGCAAAUUAUUGAUAAACCAUGUGUUGUCCCACUGGCAUAUGUUGAUGAAAGUCGAUCAGCUUUACUUCUACGUGGUGGAGAUGAUGAUACACUGGAUGCUUUUCGAUUAACUGAUGAUGUCAUGUCCACUGAAGAUCGAGAUAUGGUAUUAUCUGAUCAAAUUGGUAAGAUGGUGACAGCUUCAUCAGAAGGUGGGAGCAGUAGUGCUAGUAGCAGCAGCGGCAGCAAAGAUUGGAAUCCAAGUUUAGCUGAUUGUCAAAGUUAUGCUACCGAAGGCUUAGAAAGUGGAAUACUAUUUCGUCAGGUAUCAUUUUUUAAACCAAACAAGCGUGGAUUAGAAAAACAGCUGCAAUUUCUAAAUCUUAAAGAAGUUCAUAUGGGUGAAUACUUGUGUAAAGCAUCCAAUAAAUAUAAUCGUGAUUCACAAGGACAACCAGUAGAAGUUGAAGCAUUUGUACGAUUAACUGUUAUAUCUGUUCCUGAUUCUGUUCAAUUUGUAUAUAAUAGUUCACGGACAACAGCCACAAGUGUUUCUUUUUCAUGGCUGCCUCCAUUACGUGAUGGAAAUAAACCAGUACGUCAAUAUCGUAUACGUUAUUCACACUCAGAACCAAGUGCCAACGGACCAAUAUCCUCUACAAAACAGCCUAAUGUCACAGAGAUUGAUGUCCCAGCGAAUCAGCAUCGUAUUGAAUUGAAUAAUCUUCGACCGUAUACAAAAUAUCAUAUCACUGUAGCAGCAAUCAAUGAUGUCGGUUCAAGUGUAGAGAAUGCUUUAGCGCUUACUACUCAAGAAGCUAAACCGGAUGGUCCAGUUCAACGCCUUAUAGCCAAUGGUACAGCAUCGGAUACAAUUGUAGUUAGCUGGGACAAUCCUGCACCAGAGCAUUUAAAUGGUAAUGUUGACCGAUAUUGGAUUUGUCGACAACGUAUAAAAGAUAGUCUAUCAGCUGAAGAGUUAACUGAACUCCCGUGGCCUGAAGAUCAAACUGAUGAGCAUAGUACAUCGAUGCGUGGUCGUUACAGUCGUGUACAUUGUAAUAUGGUUAUUCGACAAAUGGAUCAUGAAAUUACUGGUCUACCAAAGUUUACAGCAUAUGCAUUUCGUGUCAUUGCAAUGAAUAGUAAAGGUCCAUCACCACCAGCUUAUACACAAACAAGAACAUUGGAAGACUUACCACAAGCUCCUCCAGCAGAUGUGACAUGUGCAUCUCAACAGCAUAGUAUCACUGUAUCAUGGAAUCCUCCAAAUCCAGAUACUAUCAAUGGUAUUUUAACAGAAUAUCAUGUUAGUUAUUUUGCUGCUAAUGAAUAUGGAGAUGAAACAAGUUCAGUGAAUCAAGCCGUGAAAGGUCAGACAACUGUCACGUUAGCUGGUCUCUUAGCCUAUACCAAUUAUACAAUUCAAGUUGCUGUAAGUAAUCGUAAAGGUCGGGGACCUGCAUCGCCUAGAAUUAUCUGUUUGACAAAAGAAGCUCCUCCAGGCGCUCCAGAAUUUAUCAAAGUUAAACCGAUGAAUUCAUCUUGUAUUGUUGUAUCAUGGUCACAUCCACGUAAACCACAAGGUCAAAUAAAAAGUUACUGCUUAGAGGCGAUCCCACUACUGGAUACAUCACAAGAUGGUCUUGUCACUCUCUUCCCCUAUCCAAUCGCUUAUAAUGAUCGUACAAAAGGACCGUGUAUACGACCAGAUUUUUCAAGUUCUUAUAAUUACUACUUUUAUUGUGGUUUGGUUGAAGAACGACCAUAUAAUAUUUCAGUUCGUGGGACUAAUCAAUUCGAUGGUCAUAAAGCAUGGGCUGGACCUGUGCGUCCAACUAGCAAUCCUCCAGUUGGAAUUAUUUCUAUUGGUGAAAAGAUAAUAGCACAGAAUAAAAUGCGUGUUUGGAUGGAUUGUUUAGUUAUUGGCGGGUAUCAACCACCUCACUGGAUAUAUCCACAAGACGAUCUUGAUGAUUUACAUAUUCUCGACAAUGGUACAUUGACUGUAGAAUCUGCUCGUGUUGCUCACAGUGGACAUUAUAAGUGUUCAGCUGAUUCAGAUAGUAUAACAUACGAUUUACUUGUUCAAGAAAUUCUUGAAGAACCACCACGUAAACCUAUCUGGCAUAAAUUUACACCAAGUCUACGUGGUAUACAAGCUGAAUGGUUGUCGCCAGGCUCGAAACGACUUGAUGCACCUAUCCUAUGGUUCUAUUUAAAUUGGACAAAUUUGCAUACAGGACAAAUGGAAACUGUUCGUCUGUCAGCAGAUCAACGUACCUACUACUUGUCAAAUUUAACUUGUGCUACCACAGUGAAAUUUCAAUUGAAAGCUGAAAAUAAAGUUGGCAACAGUUCAUUGACUGAUGUCACUUCAUGGACUACAUUAGGCUCUGCUCCAUUAACAGCCAAUGCAGCUCAACUGAUACCGAAUAGUUUACGUCAACAAUAUUCUGUUGCUUUUAAUCUGUCUAAUUUUCUACCUGGUAAUGGUUGUCCUCCGUCGACAUAUCGUCUGUUAAUUGCUCCAUCAGAAGAUGGACAUUUAGGCUUAAAACAAACGCUGAUUAAUCAAACUUUGACAAGAGCUGAUCUUGUCACUAUUGAUAUAUUGAAUAGAGAAAGAUGUUGUUACAAUGUGACUAAUUUGAAUUCAGGUGCUCAUUAUCAUUAUAAGGUUGUCGCAUCAAAUGCUGCUGGUUCAGCAAGUGUUCAAGGACAAUUUUGGACAAGAACUGUUUCAGGACAUGAACCAGUUCUACGACAGACUCAUCUACUCGGCAAAGCAAAUCUAUUUCAACAGCCUACAGUCAUUGUACCUAUUACAGCAUUAUUUGCAAUAUUAUUACUUGUCACUGUGGCUCUACUAUUCUUUUGUCGUCAUCGUCGACUAGAAGAAGAUUUAACACCGAAUAAAGAUAUCACUGUAGCGCAUAAUGAUUUACUGCCAAGUCAUCAAGGCGAUUCACAACAACAACAACGUCAACAACAACACCACCAGCAACAGCAACAGCCAACUGUUGGACAUUCUUAUCAUGCUUAUCAUGUUGGCGGUGCUGGAGUUGGAAGAAAAGCUUACGGGAAUGAUAGUCUUCCACCGAUUCCUGCUGGUGGUGGUGGUGGUCAACAACCAGAUUCUCAAGCAAGUACAGUUGUAGCUGUUGGUCGUCACAGAAGUGGUGGCAUUAAAAGCUGGUUCAAUGGAACACGAAUGCGUCUAUACGAUCGUGGACAUCCUGUGAAUCCAGUUGAACCACCUUCACUUCAUACUGGUGCCAAUCAGAUUGGUAGUCAUAUUGUUGGUGAUGAAGAUGAACGACUCUCGACUAAUUCAAUUGAUAGUGAAGGCAAUAUUAAUCCAUAUGCGACAUAUGCAGCAACUGGUUUCGGUGAUCGUACAGAUGGUGGUGGUACUGGUGGUGUAGUUGGUACAAGUGCUAAUUUGCUGACUGGUUCAUCUGGUGUUGGUGUUAAAUCCUCUGGAGUUGUUCCCUCGUCAAUGGUUGACGGUGGUAUGAUGGUAGUCGGUGGUGGAAGGGGCGGUGGACGAGCUAUACGUGAUACAGGCAUGAGACGUGAUAAUUGUACUUCAAAUAUGCCUAAACCACCUGUAUGGAAUACAGCAUUUAGACGUGGACUUUCAAUCCCUUCAGAUCCAGAGUCGAUGAUGAGUGUUCCAGGGCAUCAUUAUCACUAUCCAAAUUUAGAUUCAACUGUUGGCAAUUCUACACUUGGACGGCCAUCUCAUCAUCUGAUUCGUGUUGGAUCUAGUGGUCGAUUAAGACUAGCUCAACAUAUGAUUGAUCCACGAUUAGUUCCACCGUCUACAGCUGCUCUAAUUGAUCCUGUGAUAUUAGCACCAUAUGAUAAUGGUACGCUAGGUUGUGAUUCUGAAGAUACUACAGAGGAAUUUGCUAGAACUUCAGUACUUGGUCCUUUAAGAAGUGGAUUAACCCGGCGGGUUAAUUCAUUUGAAUCUCUACAUCGGUUACAAGGAGGAAGAUCACAAACUUAUCAUCGUGGUUUCGGUACUUGUGCACCAGGUGGACGAAUUUUACUGCCUGUUGGAAUUACUGUCUCUGGUGGUGGUGGUGGUUCUGCUGUAGGUCCAAACGCCGCAUCAGUCUCAUUUUAUGAAUCCGGUGGCAGUAUUCAACCAUCUGAUCCUUCUGUUGCCUAUCGUGGAAGUGUACUAUCGAGUACAACAGUUUCAUCAAAUCAUGAAGAGCUUAUGCAAGCUUAUGAAUAUGGUCGUAAGCAUCACUUGAGAUCAUGUCUCACUUUACCGUCGAAUGCAGCUUUACCUCAUCCUGUACCAAUGAAUUUCGGUGCACGUUUAAUCCCUGCUCAUAUGAAUAUGGGAUUGGAUCAUACAAAUACGAACACCGCCACUGCUGCUGUUCCUCAUCCUGCUGCCUUAAUCGAUACAACUGAAGUUGGCGACGGAGAAGUCAGUGGAGGUUCUGCUUCCAGUGAUGCAACAGACUCUGGGAUACGACAGUUUACUCAACAACCACCGCAACCGGAUGAAGCACGACAUGCAGCCUGUGAAGUACCACUUAUCUAUGAUGUUAAUCAGCCUACUUCACGACGUCUUAUCCCUGGUGCAUCUGGACAUCGUGGUGCUGGAGGAGGCGGUGGCGGCAGAAUUCCUAUUUUUGGUGUAUCACGAACAAAAACUGGUAAUCGUCUUCAACAAUCAAAACUGAUCCGAUGUGAUUCUGACUGUCCAUCGGAUAUGACAGACACUUAUGCUACUGUGGACUACAAUGGUGCUAGUGGUGGUGCCAGUGGUGGUGGUCCACCGUAUACACUAUCCACAUCUACACGACAGAAUCCAUCUAUCCGUGGUAGUGCAACAGCUGCGGGAAUUCAAAGAAAUCUCUAUGGACAAAUGGCAGCAAAUGUUCCAUAUUCAACGCGUGCUUAUCAACCUUUACCUGUACCACCGUCAACUUCUACAAUUGAAUACUCGGAUGCUGAUCCAUCAACAGCUUACGGUCCAGCGGGUAUGUAUGAUGAAUCUGGCCAAUUUCAACAGACUUCAUCGUAUUAUUAUCCUUCUACUGGCGGGACAAAUAUUCUACGAUCUGGUGGAUUCGGCAAUCCUGUUACACCACAUCAUCAAAUGGUUGUACCUUAUGCAUCAAAUCAAAUGAAACGAAGGGAUGCAAGAAAACAAACAUCUGGUCGGACAAAUCCCCGUCAAUUGCAUGCAAGACAAUUAUCUGAGCCAAAUAGAGAUGAAACUGUAGGAUUGUUGACAGGAGCAGCAGUAGGUGGACCUUCUAGCUCGCAUCCAGUUGAUGUGUACAAUUCAGCAAUGCGUGGUCAAAUCUACACUGCUGGAGUUCGUAAUGUUAAAAAUCUUGCAGCCAAUAUACCUAGUUCCAGUGGAAUAAGUGCCCAUGAACCUAUCGGUGGUGGUGGUGGUGUUGUUGUCAGUGGUGGUGGGUAUCAGGAGAACGCCUCUGCAUCAAAUCAAAUUCAAGCACCAGAAGAGAAUGUCUAUACUUCAGAAUUUGUACUUGUUUAA
Messenger RNA from Trichobilharzia szidati, 9682 nucleotides. Lineage: Eukaryota; Metazoa; Platyhelminthes; Trematoda; Strigeidida; Schistosomatidae. The record is from the annotation of a GenBank genome assembly.